This is a messenger RNA of Eucalyptus grandis, 1383 nucleotides long. Its product is annotated as probable cinnamyl alcohol dehydrogenase 1. Gene Ontology annotation, molecular function: zinc ion binding; oxidoreductase activity, acting on the CH-OH group of donors, NAD or NADP as acceptor. Lineage: Eukaryota; Viridiplantae; Streptophyta; Magnoliopsida; Myrtales; Myrtaceae. The record is from RefSeq and is a predicted model, not a curated record.
GUCUCUGUUAUCAACUCUUCAAAGGGAAAAGAACAGAUAAAAUGAGUUCAGUUGUAGCGACGGGCAAGAACUGCCAUGGAUGGGCGGCGAGAGACGAGUCGGGAUUUCUCUCUCCUUACGAGUUCAGUCGCAGAGCGGUCGGGAGCGAGGAUGUCUCGGUGAAAAUUACUCAUUGCGGCGUUUGCUAUGCGGAUGGAUGUACACUACACUCGCAACAAAGUUAACACUCCAAAUAUCCCGUGGUCCCAGGGCAUGAGAUCGUGGGGAUCAUAACAGAAGUGGGUAGAGACGUCGGCAAGUUUAAGAUCGGAGACCAUGUGGGUGUCGGAACUUAUGUCGACACGUGCAGAGAUUGCGAGAACUGUGAUGGCGGACUAGAAAUGCAUUGUUUGAAAGGUGGAGUUCCUACGAUCGGCGGCACUUAUGCAGAUGGCAGCACUUGCAAGGGAGGAUACUCGCAGUUCAUAGUCGUUCAUGAGAGGUAUUGCUACAAGAUACCUGACAAAUAUCCAUUAGCUCAAGCAGCACCCUUGUUGUGUGCCGGGAUCACGGUCUACACUCCGAUGAUCCGGCACAACAUGAAUCAGCCUGGAAAAUCAUUAGGAGUGAUCGGGCUCAGCGGGCUCGGCCACUUGACCGUGAAGUUUGGCAAGGCUUUCGGAUUGAACGUCACUGUUUUCAGCACAAGCGCUUCCAAGAAAGACGAUGCCUUGAACCUGCUGAAAGCAGACAACUUCGUGCUCUCAUCUGACAAAGAACAAAUGAGCGCUCUGUCGAAAUCGCUAGACUUCAUAGUAGACACUGCAUCAGGAGAUCACCCUUUGGAUCUGUACAUGUCAUUGCUCAAGGCAGGAGGAGUUUUGGCUUUGGUGGGCUUCCCAGGCGAGGAACUGAAACUUAGUCCCCUGAGUCUUCUCAUGGAUAUGAGGAGUAUUUCUGGAAGCACAGUCGGUGGUACCAAGCGAACGCAGGAGAUGCUCGAGUUUUGCGCCGAACAUGAGAUACAUCCCGAGAUUGAAGUGAUUCCUAUUCAGUACUCGAACGAAGCUCUUGAGAGGCUUCAAAAGAAUGGCGUGAAGUACCGCUUUGUGAUAGACAUCGAGAACUCCUUAGAGUGAAUUCCACUAAUGAAGGAACUUCAGGAAGAAUAACGACAUGUCGUGACCACAAAAUCUUGAAGAAAUGGACCCUACAAUAAUUUCUAAUUAUUUGUUAUUUAUCUUUUUUUACCAAUAUAAGCUGUUGAUCUCAUAGUAAAUUAAGGACAGUCCCAUAAGCAUUUCUCUUUGUUCUAUAAGAACUCUAUCUUUAUAUAAGUGCCAACGACUCUCUUUACGGAAUACAAUUAGUGCGGCAAUAAGUGGAAAGUAUGUUCUUUGUCCA